Messenger RNA from Brienomyrus brachyistius, 2589 nucleotides. RefSeq names its product MRE11 homolog A, double strand break repair nuclease (gene mre11a). The record is from RefSeq and is a predicted model, not a curated record. NCBI's taxonomy places the organism in Eukaryota, Metazoa, Chordata, Actinopteri, Osteoglossiformes, Mormyridae. Gene Ontology annotation, biological process: telomere maintenance; mitotic G2 DNA damage checkpoint signaling; double-strand break repair via homologous recombination. The coding region runs from base 108 to 2231 and encodes 707 amino acids. The transcript has 20 exons. Gene Ontology annotation, cellular component: nucleus; Mre11 complex. Gene Ontology annotation, molecular function: 3'-5'-DNA exonuclease activity; manganese ion binding; DNA endonuclease activity.
GAUUACUUCCGUAGGAGGGAGAUUUCACAUGUGUACAAAACUAAGGGCUGAAGUGGAAAAGAAUACAUUUUCAUUUGAAAAGCCCCGACUGGACCGUAGACUGCAUAAUGACAUCAGGAAACACUCCGGAUGAUGAUGACACGUUCAAAAUCCUCAUAGCUACAGACAUCCACCUUGGCUACAUGGAGAAGGAUGUCAUUAGAGGCAACGACACUUUUGUGACAUUUGACGAAAUCCUGAAACAUGCAAAACAGCAUGAAGUGGAUUUUAUCCUGCUGGGGGGUGACCUUUUCCAUGAUAACAAGCCCUCCCGCAAGACCUUACACAACUGCAUAGCUCUGCUGAGGAAGUACUGUAUGGGUGACAGACCAAUCAGCUUCGAGAUACUCAGCGACCAGGCUGUCAAUUUCGGCAACAGCAAGUUCCCUUGGGUCAACUACCAAGAUGAGAACCUGAACAUAUCCAUCCCCGUGUUCAGUGUGCAUGGGAACCACGAUGACCCGACGGGGGCGGACGGCCUUUGCGCCCUGGACAUCCUGAGUUGUGCUGGGCUCGUCAACCAUUUCGGCCGCAGCCAGUCUGUGGAGAAGGUGGAAGUGAGUCCAAUGCUGCUGCAGAAGGGCACCUCUAAUAUCGCACUGUACGGCAUCGGUUCCAUACCAGAUGAGCGGCUCUACAGGAUGUUCGUCAACAACCAGGUGACUAUGCUCCGGCCACGCGAGGAUGAGAACUGCUGGUUCAACCUGUUCGUCAUCCAUCAGAACCGGAGCAAACACGGGGCCACCGGCUACAUCCCCGAGCAGUUCCUGGACGACUUCCUGGACCUGGUGGUGUGGGGCCACGAGCACGAGUGUCGCAUCACGCCUGAACGCAACGAGCAGCAGCUCUUCUAUGUCACGCAGCCUGGGAGCAGCGUGGUGACGUCACUGUCACCAGGGGAGGCUGUCAAGAAGCACAUCGGGCUCCUCCGAGUCAAAGGCUGCAAGAUGAACCUGCAGAAGAUUCCGUUGGAGUCUGUCAGGCAGUUCUUCAUCCACGAUGUCGUGCUGGGAGACCACCUGGACUUGUUUAACCCGGACAAUCCCAAAGUCAUGCAGAAGAUUGAGGCUUUCUGCCAUGAGAAGGUGGAGGAGAUGCUGGAGCAGGCUGAGCGAGAGCGUUUGGGGAACCCUCUGGUACCAGAAAAGCCAUUGAUCCGGCUCAGGGUUGACUACACAGGAGGGUUCGAGGCCUUCAAUACUACGCGCUUCAGCCAGAAGUUCGUGGACCGCCUGGCCAACCCCAAGGACGUGGUCCACUUCAUCCGGCGCCGGGAGCAGAAGGAGACCAAAGAUGAGGAGAGCAUGAACUUUGAUGAUCUGCUGAGCCGCUCGUCGGCGGAGGUGCUGCAGCUUCGGGUGGAGGACCUGGUGAAACAGUACUUCGAGACGGCGGAGAAGAACGUGCAGCUGUCGCUGCUGACGGAGCAGGGCAUGGGCAAGGCGGUGCAGGAGUUUGUAGACAAAGAGGAGCGGGACGCCAUCGAGGAGCUGAUCAACUACCAGCUGGAGAAGACGCAGCGGCACCUGAGGGAGCGCGGCGUGGAGGCGAUGGAGGAUAAGAUCGAUGAGGAGGUUCGCCGCUUCCGGGAGUCGAAGCGGAACACGGCAGAGGAGCAAAAGGACAUCCAAGAGGCCAUGAGCCGAGUGAAGGCUCACCGCUCCCAGGACCAGCCGGAUCCCUUCCUAGACGACGAUCCGGACAUCUCUGAACUGCUGGACUGUCCCAUGGAAUCUGACGACGAGCCCCCCACCCCCCAGUCCUCCCAUGGAAGAGGGAGGGGUCAGGGACGCAGGGGUAGAGGUCAGAGUUCGGCUCCAAGAGGGUCCUCCAGGCGAGGGAGGGGAGGUGUCACAGCAUCGGAGCCGAAGCCGUCGGGCCGAGGACGGGCUCAGAAGACGGCGCUCAGCAGCCCCAUGAAGAACAGGUCCAUUGUGGACGCCUUCCAGGUGGCUUCCCGGAAGUCGACGCGUGGAUCCGCCCAGACAAGCUACGCUGACGUGAUCAUCGACGACGACUCAGACGAGGACCUGUCGUUCGCGAGAUCCUCCAAGCUGCCUCAGAGGACCUCCUCCGCUCCCCGGCCUUCGCAGAGCCAGAGCCAGACGCGCAAAGGAGUCUGCUUCGACGAAGACGAAGAGGAUGAGGAGGAGUUUGACCCUUUUAAAAGCUCCAAGAAGAGACAGAGAUAACGCAGCCAAAGGACCUCUCCACUCAGCUCUCCGACUCCAUUGAUUUUUCUCUCCAUCUACACAUAUUUUUUUGAUCUUUUUUGACUUUGAUAUUUUGUAUAAUUGAACACUUCUCUUCUUCCAUUAAUUUCAACUUCUGUUGUUACCCCCCCCACACAGUUCCUCGUGUAGUUUUUUCCACUUAACACAAUUUAUUCAGCAGCAUGCAGCCGUUUGCUUAAGCUUCAGUUCACAGGAUUCCGUUGUAUUCUGCUCCCUUCCGGACUGGACUGUGUCACUUCUGCAGAUUAUCUGGAAAAUCCUGCCCUCUGAUUUGAAAGUGGAUCACCAUAACUAAUGAAGAUGUAGAUCCCAUUCA